AUGUAAAGGCUGACUGCCACGAGGGAAGGAUCUCUACCUGGACAUCUCUCCUUUUGGAGUAUCUGGGGAGCUCUGAUCCUUGGCAUGGGUAAGCAAAUAUUUCUUUCUUUAACUGGAUUUUGACUGUCAUCCUUUUUUUGGGGGGGGUAAUUUGGAACUGGGUAUCUGCUAUUGCCUUUCCUUACAAAGAUGUUAUUGAAAUCAGAGUAGACAAUAUCCACUUCUCCCCAUUAUCUAGAUUGUUUAAGCCUAGAUGCUAUCAAGUUGUUCAAGUGUGAAUUUCCCUUAGUGAAUACAUGUUGAUUGCUACUAAUGACUUUCUUGUUAUUCAUGUGCCUGGAAAUGGUUUCCAGGAUGAGCUGUUCCAUCACCCUGCCAGGGCUGCAGGUAAGGUUGGCCGGUCUCUGGUUCCCCACAUCUUCCUCCUUGCCUUUUUUGAACAUGGGAGUGAUGUGAUCCAUCAGAAAUCAUCAGGAGUGGCCUCUCAGUGAUGACUGCCAGCCCCUUCAGCUGGUUUCUUUGUUUUUCUCUGGUUGUUUAGAGUAAUACUGGUCUACCAGAAGUAGCUGUUUUUAGCCCUUCUGAAGUUGAGGGGAGUUUUCUGCUGAUGGAUUUCUGAGAAAUAUUAUAAAGUGAAAAGCAGUCCUGAGAAUGCUCCUCAAAUAAUAUGUAUAAACUAUAGAGGGAUGCAGAGAAUGCCUAAGAUUAGACUUAAAAAUGUUAGUAUUGUUCAUUUAUUUCUGGAGAUAAGCUUGUCAUCUACUUUCCUACCUCUAUUACUUACAGGAGAGGGACUUCCUCCCCCCCCUCAAAGUGUGAUAAUUGCAGUGUUUCAGAUAAAGCAGGGAAAAACUGCUUAUCAUCAGUGUUCAGUGCAGUUCAUAAUAAUGCUAUGUUGAUUUAUAUCAUCCUUUAAUAGAAACCAAAGUUUAGGAGAUAGGAAAACUGUGGAUAUAUUAAAGUAGUUCCCUGCACCUCUUUGAGGCAGUUGGGUGGUUGCUGUAAGUUGUGAUCACUCACUGCACAUCUGCAUGCUUUGCAAGGAGGGCACCUUCUGCUCUGCUGCAGUGAGCAGAAACAUCGCAGUUCAAAUGCCUAAAAAACAUACUGCCCCAGUAGGACUUGUACAGUGAGCAGAGCUGGAAAACGCCAGAGUACCAUCAAAAUCCUCCAACUAUUUUUUGUUUUGUUUUGGACCUCUCUUGGAUGGAAUUUCUUUCUGUGCGGCUCUGAUUGUCUAAGAGUAGCUGUAUUUCUGAGGGUGUAUAGACACACAUGUAAGGUAAUGAGGAGGAAAUCAGUCUUUCUGAUAUUGUCAUUUCUUUUUCUGAAACUUCUCCUGUAGCAGAGUAGCCACAGAUUGCUCUGCAUUCACAAAGAAAUGAUAGACUUUUUUUUUUUCUGUGGUAGUACAACAUGGAUGGUCAUUUCCAGGAAGGAAAGGAAGGGUUACUGCAUGGAAGGGAUGGUGAUUGGUGUUUACCCGCACGUGUGAAGGUCAUAGUAAGAGCAGUGCUUUUAUUGCUAUGUUUUCUGAGCGUUAUGUAAUCUCGUCAGGUGGUAGAUAAGCACUUAUGAUUUGACCUGGUGACUUGUGGCUGAUCUGAGAGCCAUAAAUUUCCAGUGUAAGGUGAUCUGAAUUGAAAAUGCUGCUUCUGAUUGUUUGAAAUGUUUGUAACCUUUGAUUAUUUUCGUAUUCCUCCCUUGAAUAUUAGUCCAUAGCAGCUCUCUCCGAAGUCAUGUUUUUCAAGAUAACUUACUUAGUUAGAACAAAAAGACUGGGAAAGGUUGGAUGCUGCAUUCGUGAGGCAGAAUUGAAUACAGUCCCGUCCCAAAGUCCAAAGGAGUUUCUACUGUAAUCCUGUUGGGUAUUUGUUAUGCUGUCAUUUUUUUUUCCUUUAGAGAACACGAAGUUCUCUGUGACAGUCACUUGUACUGAUUUUAUCAACUAAAUGAGAUUUCAUUUAGAAACUGUUGCAACUUUCUUAAAUACUUUGUCCUUUUGCAUUGUGUAAGCUGCAAAGCAUUCAACUUCUAAUGAAUUGAGUUUUGUUGACUCACAGGUCAACAAAAAUAGUCUUCUCUCACUUUGCAAAGGAUGAUGGGGUCAACAAGAUCAAAACCCUUGACCAAGGUCAUUCAGGAGUCAGUGCCAGUACUAGAUCUAAAUCCUGUUCUUGUGCAUCUCUGUUCUAAGCCUGUCAGUCACUUAGAUCAGUGUUGGCUGCUCUUUUUGCUGUUAGCACUUUUGGACCUGUCAGAGUGGAGUGUCUGAGCCAGACAUCCUCGACGGACAAGAGAAAUGGGCAAGAGAGCUACACCUGCCUUUUCAUAACACUAGGGAAAUUGGUAGCGUGUAUUACUAAUUCCUCCUACAACAGAAAAACUCUAGGCAGGCCAGGCUCUUCUCUGAAGAGCAUACGAGUUGUUCAAGCAAUGGAAUGCAUUUUACAAAAGUUUGAAACAACUUAUGUUCUUUGGGAUAAGGCAGUGCUUGUAUUAUGGUACAAUUUAUAUGGGAAGUUCAUAUGGGAAGCUAACCUGGGGGGGUGUAUUGCUCUGAAAAAGACCAGUGUUCUAAAUGAGAGGCUGGGAUUUUCAGGUGCUGAGAAUGCAGCAUGUCCAGGACAGAGGGCCAUCUUGCUUUGCUCACUGCUGGCUGUUUUGUGUAAGUCAGCCUCAUAGCUUCUUUGGCCUCAUUACUUCUCCCCUUCAGAGGUAAACGCUGCACCCAUUCUGUUCCAUUCCAUUUAUUAGCUUUUGGAGGAUACAUGUCGACAUUAUAACAAAGCUUGCAAUUUUAUUUCAUUUAGUGCUUCCCUGUGCUGAUGUGCUGCAUAGGAGGAAGGAGAAGAAGGGCUUUUCUUUUUUACUUGAAAUGUCUGUAGCUAAAUGUCUGAGCAUUAGUGGAGCAGGCAGCUUGAUGCCAUUAUGGGUGUGGAUGCUGAAUAUACUUCCUGAAAAUAAAGUGGAUUUCUUAAAUUCAACAUUCGUUGUUUUGUUAUGAUUUUAGCUCAUUCACUGGAAGUUAUUUGGAUUCUUAUUCUGUUCCCAGGUUAUUGAUAAUGAUACUUGAUGGCAGAAAAUGUAGGCUAGUAUACACUUAAAUGUGGUUUUUCUUUUAAUUGCAAAAAUACUAGGGAUGCAUCUUGUUACUCUAUGUGAACAGAGUAAGAAUUAAGAACUGGAAUCAAUUUUACAUAUCUGCUAAUGUAAAAUGGAUUGUUCUGCAAUAUUUUUUCACAUUACUUGUCACCUGGUAUUUAGACAGUAGUUGCAAUUAAGGUGGACUAAAAACAGUUCUGGUUCAUCAUAAGUAGUUUUUUUCCCUUUAAGAAAGAAACUCGAAACACUUGGAGUGAAAGUUGAUCUUUCCUCCUUUCUGCCAGCUGACCAAAUGUACCAUUUCUUGAAUCUGUAGGUCUAGCACAGCUUCUUUACCAGCACAUGUGAAUUCAACAAAAACAAAAUCUCUCUCGACUCGUCAGCUGCCUGUCAGUUUCAUGUGACUGUUAGAAUCAUCUGGCUAAAUGGAAAUUGAAACCACAGUCUCCUUGUAUCUCUGGAAGAGGUCGUCGCUUUCAAGCCUGGGGUUAACGCUUGUGUAGACCCUGUGAGUUCUGGCUCUCUUGACUCACCUGGUUCCCCUCAGCCCUGUAGUGCCAUAGGUAAGCACUCAUAGUGCUUAACGUGCAUGCUGAUGAUUCCAUCCCACCAGGGAUUUCUAUUCUCUAGGCAGUGAGGUGUGGGAGAUAACACUGCAGCAGCACCAAUAUGAAAAUCCUCGAAGCUUCAUAUUAACUUUGGGAGGUGACCCUCUAGAAGAGACUCUGUGAAGCCGACUCCAGCAAAGAGAAGGAGUUCUAUUUCUGCCAGCCAGACCCAGUCUCCAGUGCUGGUCCCCCUGAUGGCAGUUUGUACAACCCUCUGAAACCUGCCAAGCUGGACGCCACAGAUUUGCACGACUGCACUUUGGCCGCCACUGUGCCUCCCUCGGAGCUGUUGAACCAUGCAGUCCAAGCCUGUGACACAGGCAUUCAUGAAGAGCACUAUGUAAGCGAAGCAGUGGAAGAUGAUGUGCCAGACUGCAGAGAGUACAGAGAUGCCUGCACCAUUACUGAUGUGUGCAAUAGUACCAAUCUUCCUGAAGUUGAAAUCAUCAGUCUACUGGAAGAACAGCUGCCUCAUUAUAAGCUAAGAGCAGAUACAAUCUAUGGUUAUGACCACGACGACUGGCUUCAUACUCCUCUCAUUUCUCCUGAUGCAAAUAUUGACUUAACAACUGAGCAAAUAGAAGAGACCUUGAAAUACUUCCUUUUAUGUGCUGAAAGAGUGGGCCAGAUGACUAAAACAUACAAUGACAUAGAUGCUGUUACACGUCUGCUUGAAGAGAAAGAACGGGACUUAGAAUUAGCUGCUCGGAUUGGCCAGUCACUUUUAAAGAAGAACAAAUCACUGACAGAAAGAAAUGAGUUCCUUGAGGAGCAAGUAGAACACAUCAGGGAGGAGGUUUCUCAGUUACGGCAUGAGCUUUCCAUGAAAGAUGAGCUGCUCCAGUUCUAUACCAGUGCUGCUGAAGAAAGUGAGCCAGAGUCCAUCUGUUCCACCCCGCUGAAGAGGAAUGAAUCUUCCUCCUCUGUCCAGAACUACUUUCACUUGGAUUCUCUUCAGAAGAAACUCAAGGACCUUGAAGAAGAGAAUGUUGUGCUUAGAUCUGAGGCCUGUCAACUGAAGACUGAAACAAUUACUUAUGAGGAAAAAGAACAACAGCUUGUCAAUGACUGUGUAAAAGAGCUAAGGGAUGCAAACAUACAGAUUGCCAAUAUCUCCGAGGAGUUAGCAAAGAAAACUGAAGAUGCUGCCCGGCAGCAGGAAGAAAUCACCCAUCUUCUCUCUCAGAUUGUGGAUCUGCAGAAAAAGGCCAAAGCUUGUGCAGUUGAAAAUGAAGAACUUGUUCAGCACUUGGGAGCAGCUAAAGAUGCCCAGAGACAGCUCACAGCAGAGUUGCGUGAGCUGGAAGACAAGUAUGCAGAGUGCAUGGAAAUGCUUCAUGAGGCUCAAGAAGAGCUGAAAAACCUUAGGAACAAGACUAUGCCAAAUGCUGUUUCACGUCGGUACCACUCCCUCGGCCUCUUCCCUAUGGAUUCUUUGGCAGCAGAGAUAGAAGGGUCAAUGAGGAAGGAGCUGCAUCUAGAUGAACCUGACUCUCCUGACUUGGCUCAUCAGAAGCGGGUCUUCGAGACAGUGAGAAAUGUUAACCAAGUUGUCAAGCAAAGAUCCAUGACUCCAUCGCCAAUGAAUAUCCCAGGCUCCAACCAGUCUUCUGCGAUGAACUCGCUCAUUUCCAGCUGUAUCAGCACUCCACGUUCCAGUUUCUAUGGGGGAGACAUCUCUAACAUUGUGAUAGACAACAAGACCAACAGCAUCAUCCUAGAGACAGACUCUGAGAAUGGGAAUGAAGACAGAAUGAAGAAGCCCGGAACUCCGGGGACACCAGGCUCCAGUGACCUAGAGACUGCCCUUCGCAGGCUGUCCCUUAGGCGGGAGAAUUACCUCUCGGAGCGGAAGUUCUUUGAAGAAGAGCAGGAAAGGAAGUUGCGGGAACUGGCAGAAAAGGGUGAACUCCGUAGUGGUUCCAUUACUCCCACAGAAAGCAUCAUGUCUCUGGGAACUCACUCCAGAUUUUCAGAAUUCACUGGAUAUUCAGGAAUGUCUAUCAGCAGUCGCUCCUACCUACCAGAAAAGCUUCAGAUUGUGAAACCACUAGAAGGUUCUGCCACUUUGCACCACUGGCAGCAGCUGGCUCAGCCUCACUUGGGUGGGAUCCUGGACCCGAGGCCCGGGGUUGUCACUAAGGGCUUCAGGACCCUGGACCUCGACCUGGAUGAAGUGUACUGCCUUAAUGACUAUGAGGAAGAUGAGACAGGUGACAUUUCUUACAAGGGCCUAACUACCUCGACGCCAGUUCAGCACACAGAGACCUCAGGUGAGAGGUCACAAGCACAAGUGACUGUUUCAGACAACAAGAAUAACCCCCGCCAAUCUCAGGCUUUCACAGAGGAGAUGCAGGAGUCCACGGCUGACGAUGAUGAGGGGUCUGUACCUCAUCCUGGGAAGUGCAUGUCACAAACCAACUCCACCUUCACCUUCACCACCUGCCGCAUUCUGCACCCUUCUGAUGAGCUCACACGAGUCACACCAAGCCUUAACGCAGCACCUACUCCAGCUUGUGGCAGCGUUAGCAACUUGAAAGGCACCCCGGUGGCUACUCCUUGUACUCCUCGGCGUCUGAGUUUGGCUGAAUCCUUCACAAACCUGCGGGAAUCCACAACAACAAUGAGCACAUCUUUGGGGCUGGUGUGGCUGCUGAAGGAAAGGGGCAUCUCAGCAGCAGUGUACAAUCCACAGAGCUGGGACAGAGCCAGCAAAGGCACCCUCCUGAACACAUAUUCCCCUAAGAUGGCAAUCAUUCCUUCCACUCCACCGAACUCACCUAUGCAGACACCUUCUUCUUCCCCUCCGUCUUUUGAGUUCAAGUGCACCAGCCCACCUUAUGACAACUUCUUGGCUUCAAAGCCUGCUAGUUCCAUCUUGAAGGAGGUGAGGAAUAAAAAGAACAUCAGGAACAGUGAGAGUCAGACCGAUGUGUCUGUUUCCAACCUUAAUCUUGUGGACAAGGUCAGGAGGUUUGGUAUUGCCAAAGUUGUGAGUUCUGGGCAAGUGCCAGCUCCCCCUUUAACUGAUGACCAGGGACCUCUUGUCUGUGGGGCACAAGGAUCAGGGAGGGCACUUGUUCCCGGAGGCCUGGCACCAGACACUCUCCCGCUGGGCUGCCCUGCUGUUACCAGUGCCAUUGGGGGCAUCCAGCUGAACACUGGCAUCCGAAGGAACCGGAGCUUCCCCACCAUGGUGGGUUCCAGCAUGCAAAUGAAAGGCCCGACAUCCCUCACCUCGGGGAUCCUCAUGGGAACCAAGCUCCCAAAGCAAACUAGCUUACGAUGAAGGACUUGUAUUUUUACAGCUAGUCUUUUUAAAUGGAAAUAUUCACAUUCUUUCUCCAGUCCUCUUUUCCUCUCCCCACCACCCCUUCAUUGCCUCUUGAGUUUGACAAAUCAACUUCGUGCCUAGUGGGAGAAAUGUGUAAACUUUGUAUAAAUGUGUAAAUAUGUACCAGUUCUAUUGUAACUAAUUGGAUUAUUUUACUGUUCGAUUGAGUGCAGAAGGCUCUACGUUAUGAUUGCUGUAUUAGGGUUAACUUGCUAACCUUUUGAAAAGGUUUUUUUAAGAUGCACUGAAAAAAGACAAGUACAACAGAAUAUAACCAAGUUAAGUUGAGUAGAAAAAACAUGAAUUCUGUAGCUAGUCUAACUUGAGUUGAAGGUGCAUGGGAAGCGGUUGAGUAUGUUAUGUGAGAACUCGCAUUUCAUCACUUGAAGCAUGGGAGCAUUUAUGCUUUGAUAAAGCACUCAGUUUAACACUUGAUAGUUUUGAUUUUGCUUUUGUAGAUGAGUUGAGCUGAGUUAUUUGAGUGCCUGGCUGUUAUGCCUGAAUGGAUGAAACUUUAUUCUUUUUCUGUUCUGUAUUCUCCUCCUCUUCGAUACGAUAAACUUGAACUAAUACUGUGUAGAGGUCAGCAGGCCUACUGGGUACCUGGAAUAUUGACAUAUUUCUACCACUGCUGUCUCAUUUGGCAUGCUUAUGUUCUGUGUGAUUUCUUCGUAGUUUUUGUUUUUCAAUGCUGCACUGGAUUGUGGAAGGGGAAAAUGCUUUACUAUGUGUUGCUGCCACUGAAACAUGCUUUGUCAGUGCGCCCAAAGAACAGUUUUCACAACUCAUGAGGUAAACGUGGCUGUGACUUCCUAGAAGUUGGAGUUGCGGAAUAGAUUGACAGAUAAGAAUGUUAUAUGAGAACAUGUAGCAAAACCAGUGUUAGGAAAAGGUGCGUCCUUGGAACCUCAGCAGAGAACCACAUAAACAUUUAGUAAUAGAAUGGUGCAAGCUGGGAAAUGCACCUUGCAGUCAAUAAGCUGAUAUUCAGGUUUUGUGCCUGCAGAGGACCACGGUCUUAUAAGCAGAGUGAGAAUGUUCCCUACCCAGUUUCUGUUUUCUUUUUUUCAAAGAAACCUUUUUAUUCCAAAUUUUGACCCUGGCAAAGGUAAAAGUAUGUGAAACAAUUUAUUCUGCAGUGAAUUUACAUUGGAAAAGAACAAACAAAGAAACAAACAAAAAACACCUCCCAAUGCCAAACCUGUAAGUUCAGUUAAGAAACUAGAGACACCACCCACCACUGAGUUGUGGCCAAAUGAUCCUAAUGUGACUUGCAGUUUUCUUGCCUGUUUCUCCCAAACCUCUGCUGGGUGCUUGUAGAGGGAAUUGAAAAGAACGGGAACAGACUGGAGGGAGCUUGUUUCUGUAGCUGAGCAGAGCCCCAACAUUCUUCUUGAAAUGGGUAGGGGAAAAGGAGCCCAUGGGGCUGUUAGCAUCUGCUUUCUUCUCCUGACAGUUCUGGUUCCGUCUAAACCAAGCUCCCUCUUUGUUGCCACCAUAAUCACGCUCCGUGUCAUUGCCGUGAAUUGAAUUUGUACCAGACUGUUACUAAAUUAUUAGCACUGAUAAUUUCUUGUAUAAGUGAAGCUGUCUUUUAGUCUUUGUGACAAGAGAUAGGUGAUUUUUCUUUCUUUUUUUUUCUUUUUUUUUUUUUUUCUUUGAAUGAAGUCGUUAUUUGCAGUAGUGCUAUGGACACUAAGGAUAUUUUUUGAGAAAGAAAAAACACAUCGGUCGGUUACUGCAUGUGUUUGGAGACUUAUAUUUAUUCUAUGAACUUAAAAUGUUUUAGUAAAAUGUCAUCAGCUCUCUUUGCUGUUGUAUGUGUGCACUUAUUGCAAGUAAAUUUAAGUACCUUUUUAUUUGAAUGUAACAGUAGAUAGAAUAACAGUUGAUUCUGGAGGAUCACGAAUUCAAUGGACCAUUUUAUAUACCCAGAGGAAGAAAGCAAUACUGUAUGCGAACUUAAAUUGUAGAAACUAAUCAUGCAACUGGGAAGCAUUAUUCAGCCUUUAAAUAAGCAGUCAGAACUGUCGGCCCACCAGAGAAAGUAAUUGUACCACGUCAGAAAGAUGAAAUUUAAAUUUUCUUCACUAAUAUCAAUAAAAUAACAACAACAAAAAGAA
Molecule: messenger RNA, 9170 nt
Organism: Gallus gallus (chicken)
Lineage: Eukaryota; Metazoa; Chordata; Aves; Galliformes; Phasianidae
Gene: TRAK1
Product: trafficking kinesin protein 1
Exons: 17
Coding region: 4342-7002 (886 amino acids)
Biological process (GO): neurogenesis; endosome to lysosome transport; anterograde axonal transport of mitochondrion
Cellular component (GO): dendrite
Molecular function (GO): GABA receptor binding
Source: RefSeq, a predicted model, not a curated record